AAAAGGGAAGCAAGGCAUGACUGUCAAAUCUACUUAUUCUUGCAUAUCUUCGACUUCUUCUCUCUCUCUCUCUCUUGUUUCUCUCUCUUCUUCUUCUUAUAUUACGAGGCCUCGCGUCUCUUUUGUAUUCAUCGCCCUUUUCCUUUAUCAAAUCGGCGAUCUCUUCCCCUUUUUCCUCGGCUUCUGAAUCCUUUUAGGCGUGCGGAUUUUAAGAGAAAAUGCUCUGAGACUAAAGUCUCUCAAGCUGCAAUGCCAAAUAUUGUAUCUGUCUGAAAGUUAAAAAGGUUUAACUUUGGUGGAAGUUGGGGCUCAAAAAUGGAGGGGGAUGCAUACUCAGGCCCUGGUAAUGGAGCCCAAGUAGAUGGUAAAGUCCUCCAGACCUUUCAAAAGAGCUUUGUUCAAGUUCAAAACAUCUUAGACCAGAACAGGCUUCUGAUCAAUGAGAUCAACCAAAACCAUGAGUCGAAGAUCCCCGAUAAUUUGAGUCGAAAUGUGGGUCUCAUCAGAGAACUCAAUAGCAAUAUAAGGAGAGUUGUGGAUUUAUAUGCCGACCUCUCGAGUUCUUUCACCAAAUCCAUGGAUGCUUCUUCUGAGGGGGACUCAGCUGGUACCCUUAAAUCUGAUGGCAAAGCCUCUAAUGCUUCUGGUCAAAAGAGAAUCAGGCCAGGCUAGUUCAAGUUUUUGCAGUAUUAGAGCUUCAUUGAACAAUUUCGAAUUGUGCUAAUUCUUUGACAAAAGAGGAAGAAUCUCUCUCUCCCUCUCUCUCUCUCUCUCUCUCUCUCUCUCUCUCUCUCUCUCUCAGUCUAUAUAUAUGUAUUAAUGUCUGUAAGCCUGUUUCAAGGUUUACUAGUGAAAAUUAGGCCACUGAAAUUGGGCUUUGAGGUUAUGUAAUUCUGUAUGAGUAGAGAACUAGAGUUAUGGAACUUUGGAUGUUCAAUCUUCAUCUCUCUGAUUGUCUCAUAAGCAGCAUCUUAUGAUGUUUCAUGAAAAUCAUGGAAAAUGAUCAACUUGUAAUCUUGGAUCACUGAUGGGUUGAAACC
Molecule: messenger RNA, 1040 nt
Organism: Amborella trichopoda
Lineage: Eukaryota; Viridiplantae; Streptophyta; Magnoliopsida; Amborellales; Amborellaceae
Source: RefSeq, a predicted model, not a curated record